Molecule: messenger RNA, 2130 nt
Organism: Paramecium tetraurelia
Lineage: Eukaryota; Ciliophora; Oligohymenophorea; Peniculida; Parameciidae
Exons: 5
Biological process (GO): protein phosphorylation
Molecular function (GO): protein serine/threonine kinase activity; ATP binding
Source: RefSeq, a predicted model, not a curated record
AUGUUAUCAAAAUAGCAAUAAUAAUUGUAAGAGAUAGUAUCCUAAAGCGUGUUGAAGACAUAAACAACCAAGGUAUCUUAGAAAUUAAGUUAAUCAUUUAAUCCAAAUGGAUUGAUAGGCUAAUCUUUAAGUCCAACUCAAAAAACAAAUUAAAGCAUGGGAUUAAAAAAAGGGAAUAAUUUAUAAUAGUACCAAUAAGAAUUGCUUAAAUUAAUGGCAAACCAUAAGCAAUUAUAAUCUGGUACUAAAAAAGCAAAUCUGUCUGAUAUGAUGACAUAAUAAAAUGGAUCUAAACGAAUAUCAUCAGGUGCGAGUUAACCUUAAAAAUCAUAAGACUCAAACAAAACUAGUUUUGUAAAUUCAGCCCAUUAGAUUAUAAUAAUUGUUAAUCAUGAAAAUUAACAAAUUAGAUUUACAAUUGACCCUCUAAAAUCAACAGGAUGGUUGGAGGAAUAUUUGAAAUAAGAAGUAAAAAAGCAUUCUAUUCAUCAAUAUUCAUCAACAGGAUCUUAACCAGAUGAAAGAAAAGUAACUUGCGGAACGGGAAAUGAGUAAUCAGAUUUGGAAAUAGUGUCUUUUCAUACAGUUGAUAAAAACUUGCCAAUAGAUUAACCAAAUAAAAGUUUAGAAAUUUUAAAUGGAUAAACACUAAAUCUAUAACCAUUUUAUGGAACACCUUAAUAAAGUAAAAUCACACUUAAAGAUUUUAUAUUUGUAAAAUGCAUAGGAGUUGGAGGAUUUUCAAGGGUUUAUAUGGUGAAGAAAAAAUCAAAUGGAAGAUUUUAUGCAAUGAAAUUAAUAGAUAAGGAAUUCAUUCUCCAAUAUAAAAAAUAAGGGAUUGUGCAAAACGAAAGAGACAUAAUGACAGUGCUUGAUCAUCCUUUUAUAAUUAAAUUAGAGUAUGCAUUUGAAUCUAAAAACUUUAUUGUUUUUGUAUUAGAAUUUUGCAGCGGUGGUGAACUAUUUUGGUAAUUAAGAUAAGUGAAAAGAAUGACAGAAGAAUAAGCUCGCUUUUAUUUUGCAGAAAUUUGUUUGGCUAUGUUCUAUUUACAUUCAUUAUCAGUUGUUUAUAGGGAUAUUAAACCAGAGAAUAUUUUAAUCGAUAUUGAUGGCCAUAUCAGAAUAGCCGAUUUUGGUUUAUCUAAGCCAAAUAUGACUGAAGAAGAUUAUGCUUAUAGUUUUUGUGGGUCUCCAGAAUAUAUGGCUCCUGAAAUGUUAUUGAAAGUAGGACAUAAUGUUUAAGUUGAUCACUACUGUAUGGGAGCAUUGCUUUUUGAAUUAGUAACCGGGUUACCUCCUUAUUAUUCAAGAGAUACUGAUGAAAUAUAUGAAUCUAUCCUGAAUGAAGAAUUAACUUUUCCAGAUAAGUUAAAUUUAUCACCAGCUAUUAAAGAUUUGCUUUAAGGAUUAUUAUGCAAAUAACCAUCUGAAAGAUUAGGGUCAAAUAAAGGAUUGACUGAAUUAUUGACCCAUGCUUGGUUUAAAGAUGUUGAUUUAGUGGCAAUCUUACAGAAAUAGGUUCCUCCUCCAUUCAAACCUAAUCAACUAAAAUUUAAUUAUGACUCGAAUGAUUUAAUGAAAGGUGAGUUAGAAACGAGAGAGAAGCUUUUGGGAAAAGCCGGUCUAUCAUAAGAAAUAAGAAUUUUUAAGGCAUUUUACUUUGAUGCGUAAGAAUAGAAAUAAAUGAAAACUGAAUAGGCCAAAAUUUUAUAAUAGCACUUUAUGAUGGUUACUUAAUAAUAACUAGCUUUAAAUUAAAAGUUUAAACCUCAAAGAAAAAGCACUGAACAAAAAGAGUAUUAAUCAAAACCUGCUUCUCCACAAACCAGGAAUCAAAAAUAGCAAAAAUUUACUCCAGAACAGUUUUAAUCUCUUUAGAAACGAAUAAAAUCUUAAUAAUCCUCUAUGAGCAAUGUAUAAUAGAUUAGUACUAUUUAAAGCCCUGCUUAAUCUAAGUUGUAAGGUUUGAAAAGAAUUAUUUCCUAAAAUAAUUUCUUUGCAGACAGAUAAAAUACAUUGCCUGCUGGAUAAAAAGAAGCGAAUAUUGAUUAUCAAUAAUUGUUGUCAAAUGUAUCAACAGAGCAAAUGUUACAUAAACGAGUAUCUUCCUUAAAAUAAAGAAAAAAAUGA